AUGUCGUGGGACUCUCAGGCCUCGCUUUGUCAUCCGGAGAAAGUCCCCUUUUUGGUUCCGUCUUCCAGAGAGCAGCGGUCUGUAGGUUGGGAAAGUGGCGUUCUCCAACCUUCUCUGUCUUUUUCGUCGAAUCCUGCCGGCAACAGGAGCCUGUCGGGAGACUGCGCGUCUUCGCUCCCGGAAGCGUCUCAGCCAAGUCGGGCGAAGGCCCCCUGUCGCCUGCCAGCCUCGCCUGCACCCUACCCGCAAGACGCGUUCUCGCCGUCUUCCGUCUCUCUCGCGCCUUCUGAGUUCUCGCGAGAGGGAGAGGGUCGGCCUUUCGUCGAGUCGCACUUGCCUCUGUCUCCGCCCUCGCCCUCGCCACACGCCGUCUUCAGCCCGCUGCUACCCUUCUCGUCUUCUCUCGUCUCCUCGCUGACCUCUCCCGUGGACGCUCCGCCGCUGUACGAAGCGAGGGAAGACAGAGAACCGAGCAGGUGUACGUCCAGCCGAGAGCGCGGGGACGAGGCGGAGUGUCGGGCGAAGUCGCUGCUCCGAACAUUCAGCGACGACCGAGGCGACGCAGCCUCCUCGUCCGCGUUUUUCCUGCCCCGAAGACGGCCCGAGGCCUCCCGCGACUCUGGGCAUGGGAUCGCGCACCGCGUAGAGAGGAACGGCGAGCAUUUCCACUCUCUCUCGCCUGGCGUCUCGCCCUCGGGCGCCGAACGCGAGCCUGUUCGGUACGUGCACGCGUUAUUUUCCGGGUGUCCUACGGCCGACGGCAGAGCACAAGACAAGGCCACAGAGGCCCGCGACCGCCUGCUCUCGGCGCUUCCGAGCUCUGGAGCGGCGUCUCCCUCUAGAGGCGAAGAAGUUGCAAAGGUCUCUCGCCGAGGCCAUCCGAAUCGACACCACCAUAGGACAACAGACCACCUGAGUGCAGAGCUGCUCUACGACGCCCCACACGCGUACGCGAUCUCUUCUUUUCCGUCCCUUGGCGCCGAGCGCCUCAGAGAACCCGCCAGGGGCCGCAAACGCCGAGACAGAGAGACCACGCUGGACUUCGCGGCUUCUCGAGAAGGCGGCGCGUGUUUGGACUUCUACUCGCCCGGGGGCUUCAGGGAAGAGGCAGACGCCACCCCGCGAGAGCGAGGCAGGAAGAUCGCCGCUUCCGUCCCGCUUCGCGAGGCCCCCGGAAGCGCUCGAGAAGACAAAGUUUUGCCUGCAGGAACUGGGAGAGUGGUGGCUUCGAAGGAGACCAAGACAGGAAGAGGGCGCCGCAGACGGCGAGCGAGAGCCCGGCGACGCGCGGCGCGGCUUCGUCAGGCGUCUGGACACCUCACCCAGGAAGAGUGCCCGGAGGCGCAGCCGACAGACCGUUCGCCCGCUCCGGAAGAGCCAGGAGCAAAGGCUUCGCCGGGAGGAGACCCAGGCAGGAAAAAAAGAGUGAAAACUCGCGCAGAAGAGAACGGACAACCACGACCUGGCAUCGAAGGAGGUCCCGGCAGUUCGGCCGCCGCGCGCGGAGGGGCCCUCGAGAAGUCCCGGUUAUCGUCAAAGCUCGCACAGGGUGGUCAGGCGAGCGAUUGUGAAAGCGAGUCACGCGUCCUCUCUUCGUUUUAUCCGGUGUAUGCGCCUCCUGUUUCGUCUCCGCUGCCGUCGUACGUGUCCUCGUCUUCCGGUCUGUACUCUUCGUCACGCGGUGUCUCUUGGGCUCCACGGGCCCCCGAGGGUUUGGACCCUUCGCACGUGGAGCCGAUCCCGCCUCGCUACUUUUCCUGUUCGUCUCGUCUGCCGUCUUCGGUGUACGGGGAUCUCCCGUCCUCAGUUCUCUCCGCUGACCUGCCUUCUGUCCCGCCAGGUCCGUAUUUCGCUUCCUUCUCUGCGGCCCCGCCUUCUCUGUCUCCUAGCUCCCUUCCUUUCCUCUGUCCCUCGGCGCACGCCCCGCCGCUUCCCUUCAGCGCCUUCGGAGUGCCGCCGGCCCACUGCUGCGGCGCGAGGUGUAUCUCUUCUCCGCACUCUCUCUGUUCUGCCUCGUUGCCCAAGGGAGGCGUCGACGGCCCCGCUCUUCUCGGCUUCCCUCCCUGCUCGUUCUCGCACCCGUUCGGACCGGCUGUCUCCGCGACCGGGGCUGCGGCGAGUCAAGACCCCGCGGGCCUCCCCCCUGUCCACGGCCGCCUCCCGUCUGGGAUUUUUGUGCGCCCAGAGGACCGCUUCCGCCUGUGGAGGUACUGUCUGUGGCAGCUGCAGCGGCAAGCAGCGAGACGACGCGAGAAGCGAAGCGGAUCUGGCCGCAGACGCCGGGUGCGUUCGCGAGGGCGAAGCGACUCUUCGUGCUCCUCGCCUGGGUUGUUUUCCUCAAAGAAACGCCGCGCGCGAGAGAGAGGCCGCGACGGGGCGCGCGACCGGAAAAGGCACCGGGUGCGGGAGGCCUCGCGACACGAAACGGCGCCGGAUGCUUCCCAGAGACACGGCUCCCCGCCUGUAAAGGAGCGUCGUCGCUCGGCGCCUAGUCGCAACAGCCAACAGACACCAAAAGAAAGGGUUGGAGCCGAGACAGAGCGGCACGGGUGCUUGCGGCGGAGUGCGUCGGUGUCUUCUCGGACGAGAAGCGCGGGAGACACAGGGGAGAGACAGGAGAGAGACCGUCUCCAUCCCGGUGUCUUGACGCCGACUCCCGGCGCGCUAGGUGCGUUUUCGCCCUCUGCGCUCCCGGCAAGCGCCUGGGCGCCCUUGGGCCGUGUCUCCGAGGCCAGGUCAGGUGAGGAAGGCGAGAUGGGGGACACGUCGUCUUCGCGUUCUCGGCGCUCUCACAGGCGGAGACACGACUGGGGCGGAGAAGGAAGAAGGGAGCGGACAGGAGGCAGCCGAAGAAGUCGGACGCGGUACAAGGUGCGAGAGCAAGGGCGGUCGGCGAGUUUUCGGCCGCUCUCCGUGUCGGGGGGGACGGAGGAGGGCAAGAGAAAAAGUGGAGAGGAACGGACCAAGAGAAAGGCUGAACAUACACUCGGUUCAGGGGUUUCGUCGAUGUACCGCGUCGGCGUGUCCGACCGCGAAGAACCGUCCAACUCUCUGCCGAGCUCGCAGCGAGACGGCCAGGGACUCUCUUCCGUGCGCUCCACCGCGUGCGAGCGGGGAAGCGGCGCCUGCGCGACUUCGGGGAAAAGCGCGGGUCCGCGAGAGGGGAGCUGGAACGGAACCGCGUCUGUGCACAGACACCACAAACGGCGAGACGGACGCGGAGAGAGCGAAGGCGGGGAAGGCGACGAGCGGAGGGGCCGAGCGGACGAGAAGCCAGAGAAAGAGGGAAACCGCGGGAAUUUUGCGAAACGGAGCAAAGGGUCGUUCGCCUCUCAGAAGGAUCUCGGAAGAGAUCGGAAGCGUGGAGGCUCCCCGAAGAGGUUGCACAGAGACAGCGAAGCGCGCGACGAAAACGGAGACAGAGAGAACAGAAUCCGGGCCCAACGCCUCGUGCGAGGGGACGGAGCGUCUUCACGAUCCCAGGAGGCUGAUGCCAGCGACGGCCGGCGGGCCGUCCGCGACUCGCGGAGGAAGACUCGGCGCGGGCGUUCUCUCCGUUCAGAUUCGAGUUUCGCUCACGCUUCUCGGCAGGGCCAAGCAGCUUCGGGUCGAUCUUCGUCUUCACGGCGCGCGUCGAGGGACCGCGCGAAGCGCCGAAAAGACGAACGACGCGGACGAAGCGACGGGGACUCGUACCAUUCGCGGAAGCGGCGACGCGACGGGCGGUCGUCCCAGUCUGACCUGCGAGAGAGAAGCCCGAAGAGGGGCGAAGAGAGAGCGCGCGACGCGCGAGAGAGCCCGUUUCCCGGCGGCGCGAGAAGUCGCGGGGACCGCAGAGAGCGAGAGAAACACGAUGAGAAGCGAGGCCACGAACGCAGGAAGAUGUCGUGCUCGUCGAGGUCACCGCACAGGAGUCGCAGAGAGCGUUCGGCGUCUCACGGCGCGAGGCGAGAGAGACGUGAGAGGAAGGAGCGAGAGCGAAGGCGCGGCGAGAGCAGUUCCUCAGGGCGCAGUCGGAGGUACGAGAGAAGAAAGCGGCGGUACGGCGAGGACUCCUGCACGAGGUACGAGUCGUAUUCUCAGCGUGCCUUCUUUCCGCCGUCGCCGUUCUUCUACCCGAGUCGGAGGCCCUCGCAGUUUCCCUCGCUGCUCAUGAAGCAUCAUCGACCGCCCGUCGAGCGCUACAAAAAGCACUUUCGGUUCAGCGAGAUCUCGUGGCGUGAGAAACGCCAGAAAGACCGAGAGAAGAAGCAAGACCGCGACGAGAGAGGCGAGCGAAAGCGGGCGGGAACGCGCCGCCGAGACGCCGCCGAGAGGAGGCGCGCCAAGAAGAAAGAAAAGAAGGAAGACGCCGGCUCCAAAGACGACAUUGUCCACUUCGACUGGCGACCCGGAAUGUGGCUCAGCGACCGAUACCGCGUCCUCGACAAAAUGGGCGAAGGAACUUUCGGCCGCGUCCUGCGGUGCGCCGACGUUCACACCCAGCGAGACGUCGCAAUCAAGGUCGUGCGAGAUGUCUCUCGGUACACUUCGGCGGCAAAGAUCGAGGUGGACAUUCUUCGCGAGAUCAACGAGCGAGACGCAGGCUCUGUUUCUUCCUUGUCCCCGGCGUACUCUUCUUCCCACUGCGUGCGCCUCCACGACGCUUUCCUGUACAAGAGCAGGCACAUGUGCCUCGUCUUCGAGAAGCUCGGGAAGAGUCUGUAUGACCUUCUCACCGACAACCACUACCAGGGAUUCUACCUGGAAGAUAUUCGCAUCGUGGCGAAACAGUGCCUCAUCGCUCUGGCGUUCCUCCGAGUCUGUCGCCUCACCCACACAGACCUCAAGCCCGAAAACAUCCUUCUGCUGGACGACGUCCUCAUUCCAGUUCCUGCGCCGCGCCCGUCCAGCAGUUCCUCGUCGAAGGGCCGUUACCUGCGACCGGCGAAAGUCGGUGUGAAAGUCAUCGACUUUGGAAGCGCAACUUUCGAGGACGACUACCACUCCUCGCUCAUCAACACCAGACAGUACCGGGCUCCAGAAGUUAUUCUGGGUCUGGGCUGGGACAUGUCGAGCGACGUGUGGUCCUUGGGGUGUAUUUUGAUGGAGCUCUACACGGGAAAUCUUCUCUUCCGGACACAUGAACAUCUAGAGCAUCUCGCGAUGAUGGAACGAAUCAUUGGGCCGAUGCCGCCAAACAUGCUGGAGGCUGCUGUAUCGACAGACGGUCGCAGAUACCUCUCUCCGUCUUCUCUCGCGUCCAACCCGUCUGAGACCUUGGCGUACCCGCCUUUCUUUGAGGCUGGGGAAGACCGCGACAGACGGGACAAAGACAGAAGAGACGAGAGAGAACAAACUACUUCGCGUCUGCGUCUCCACUGGCCCGAAGGCGCCUCCAGCACAAACAGCGAAGAACGCGUCAGGAAUUGCGUUCCUCUCCAUGCACUCGUGCUCCCGCAUCACCGGGCCUUUGCGGAUUUUGUGUCCUCCCUGCUGCAAAUUGAUCCGCAAGCGCGGCCGACUCCGGGAGACGCGCUCCUUCACCCUUUUUUCGCGGCGGAUUUGACUGAGUAG
Messenger RNA from Neospora caninum, 5556 nucleotides. RefSeq lists its product as hypothetical. Lineage: Eukaryota; Apicomplexa; Conoidasida; Eucoccidiorida; Sarcocystidae. Gene Ontology annotation, biological process: protein phosphorylation. The record is from RefSeq and is a predicted model, not a curated record. Gene Ontology annotation, cellular component: nucleus. The transcript has 9 exons. Gene Ontology annotation, molecular function: ATP binding; protein kinase activity. The coding region runs from base 1 to 5556 and encodes 1851 amino acids.